AUGAAGAGUUCUAGAGGAACGAGGUGCGGAGCCAAGUUGUCCGUGACGACUGUUGGAUACUACGCGAGGGAUCGCCAUUUGUGAGUGUAGAUUGGCUAGACGCUCAUUUUCAAACCAGUCAGCAGAGUUGAGCGGAAGAACUCAACGCAAGAACACGGAAUAAUUUUUAUCUUUUUUAGAAAAUUUUUUCAUGGAAUGUGAUCAACUGACGAAAUGUAUAGCAAAGUGAACUCUGCUCAUAGAAAAAUAAUUGUAAAUUUAGCGAUUCAUACAAAAAAGUUAUUCGAGUUGUUCUUUUUUUACGCAACAACUUGAAUAACUUUUUUGUAUGAAAAGCUAAAUUUACAAUUAUUUUUCAAUGAGCAGAGUUCACUUUGUUAUACAUUUCGUCAGUUGAUCACAUUUCAUGAAAAAAUUUUCUAAAAAAGAUAAAAAUUUUUCCGUGUUCUUCCGUUGAGUUCUUCCGCUCAACUCUGCUAGUCAGGUGUUGAGUUGCAUGAGUAAGAUUCUGAAAGUGUCGGAGAGGCAUCAAAGUUCAACUACCGUUUCCUAAAUUUCUCAAAGUUACCCCCUUGACGAGCAGAUUACCUUGCCAUGUUUGGCAGUGUUCCACGAGGCUUACACGGUCUCCAGAGCUGACAAUAUGGGCGUGGCCUCGGCGGCCAAAUGGCGUUUUCAUGAAUCGAGCACGUUUUCUCUGAUUUUUGUGGUCAACGGAGAUGAAAAGUGAUUGUUCGACAUGAAAACACACUAAUGCUCAGAAUUAAUGACGUUUUGGCGCGUUUUGGCGCAUUUGUUUUGGCGCAAAACCGCACUUCUCAUUUUGCGCUUUCUUGACCGUUUUCCGACAGAAUUGGUUUUGAGAAUGAUAAAUCACGUGAAUACAAGCAUUUUGAGCGCUCGAACCGCGAAAACUACCGAAAAGCAACUGAAAUUCACGCAGUUUCAGCGAAAAACCUUCAAACGGAUAAAUGUGAUUUGCGAUUUGACCAAAUUUAACGCUCUUGCGCUUAAAAAAUUCGUAAUAGCUUAUACAGUCGGUCUAUCGAGAGACAAAUGAGAAAUUAUCGAUUUUUCGUGACUAAUCUGGCAAAAAACACAAAUUUUGCUGUUAAAAUUUGAAUUUCGCGCCAACGUAUCGCUCUAUUGGGCGGGGCGCACUUGCGCGCCCAUUGUCAGCUCUGGAGACCGCGCUUAAGUACCAUCACUUCACCGCUCCUGCUCCCUGAGAAAAGCCCGCGAAGUUCAAAUGGGGCCCCGCCCCUUCAGCGUUCAAUUCUUGCAAUUAGCGCGCACAGUUUUCGCAACACUGCCCGAAUUCUGGAAAAUUAAAGCAGAAAAUUAUUUUUUUGUUAUCAAAACGUAUUCUGUCGCCUUGUUGCAUCUUCUUUUCUGAAAAAAAGAGCACUAAAAACCGACAACGAAUGUUUUUUCACUUGUUUUUUCACUGUCGAACUGAAGAGCAAAAUGCGUGCGGCAGAGUUGCGAAAACUGCGCGCGCUACUUGCAAGAAUUGAACGCCGAAGGGGCGGGGCCCCAUUUGAACUUCGCGGGCUUUUCUCAGGGGGCAGGAGCGGUGAAGUGAUGAUAUAUCACCACUAAAUUUUGAUUUGCAGCCAAGUCACUUGUGGCCGCAAACCGACUCUGCUCAUCUCGGACCUCUCUUCGCUCCGAUUCCCGAUUCCGAUUCCAGAGGAAGAGCACGAAGACUUGGGCAGCGGGGAGGACAACAUGGAAUCCCUUCUCAACUACGUCAAGCUUCACCCCGAACUGCUCGACGACGUCGAAUUCGUGACGUUCCGGCAGGUGCCGGCGUACGUGGCCGAGUUUGAGAGUCGGUUGGAAGUGCAGGCGUUUCGGCACGCCGGACGCAUCUGGAUCCGAUGGAAUCCGUGGCCCAAAAUCAAGGAGCACGUGGCGCAGAGGAGCACGAUGCGGAUGGGCGAGGCCGGCGCCUUUUCGAGGGCGCUGGAGGCGUCAGGAGAUGAGGAGAAGAAGAAGAAGAAGGAGAGCAGCUACGUGAAGGGUGUCUUCAAAGCAUCCAUGACACUUCCCGAAGACCCGGAGCCCACGAACCUUCUUCUGUCCGGGGAGCUCGACGGUAGGAACGCAGAGGAGUGCCACGUGGAAGUCAAGGUAACACUUCUUCCCCUCGACAAAUGGUUCGCCAUUAGAAGUUGUCGGUGCUACUGGCAAUGCCGUCUUGGACAGGUCCCACAGAUCAUUCUGGGGCACAUCGACCAGAACCGUAUGGAGUUUGACGCGUAUCGAACGUGGACUUUGGAGCAAUUCGUCGAAGAAUACCGAAGACGAUGCGGAUGGAAUGUUAGGAAGCCGUGGACAGUGGAGAACGGAGAGCGGAGGAUUCAGCGAAUGUUGAAGAGCCUCAGAGAGCACCUGAACGAGGACGGAGCAUCGGUGGUUUUGUAUCGAGGCGACAAGUUCAGCCGUGUUCAGCCGUUCUUCACUGGAGCUAGACAUUCGGCCGAUGGAGAAUGGAGUGUUCUGGAAGGACAACAAGUGGCCGACGAGUUCAAACAACUCGUCAGGGGAGUGUUCACGAGUGACGAGAAGUGA
This is a messenger RNA of Caenorhabditis sp. 36 PRJEB53466, 2577 nucleotides long. Lineage: Eukaryota; Metazoa; Nematoda; Chromadorea; Rhabditida; Rhabditidae. The record is from the annotation of a GenBank genome assembly.